UGAAUAUUUUUUUUGUACAAAUAACUAAUGUUAAAUAUUAGUGUAACAACAACUAAACGAAUGAAAUGUAGCAGAAUUUUUCUAACGUGACGUACAUACUACAACAAUUCUAAAAGCAAGAAGAAGAUCAAGUGUAAAGAGAGCUCAAAACACACGCACACACACAAGCACAAGCUAAUACGCUUACCUACGUACAUACAUAGAAAAAAAAGUAUAAAGUUAAAACUGUGAACAAGGGAGAGAGCGUAACAGUCAACUGAAACGACAAUGCAUCGACCUGCAGCUUAAAGCUAAAGACGCCCUCUCCACAUUCCUCUCUCUCUCUCUCUCUUCUGUCACUCUUACUCCCCUCAUCGCUGGCACGGGGCACGGGACACGAGCAGGAAUUUCUUCUUCUAUAUCAAUCAGAUCAGCAACGAUUUAACAAUACUUCGAAACAAACACACAUAUAGCCAUGGACUGGGCCGAAGGAGACCUGGUGUGGUUCGAUCCGGGUGUGGGGCAUCCCAUACCCGGUGAAAUUCAAGAAGUGCAUCGCGCUGCUCAAGUGAUUGUCGUUCAGGCGAUGAUCAAGGGCAAGGCACAAACAUUCGCAUUGCAGCCGGGCGAGGGCAGCCUGCGUGCGCGCCAGGAUCUGGGCAGCAGCGGCGUGGAGGACAUGACGAUGCUCGACGAUCUGCACGAGGCGUCGCUGCUGUGGAAUCUGCGGCUGCGCUACGACAAGGGACUGAUCUACACAUUCGCCGGGAGCAUUUUGAUAGCAGUGAAUCCCUACAAGAUGUUCCCCGACGCCUACGGCCUGGAGGUGGCCAAGCAGUACGCGGGCCGCCCACUGGGCGCACUGCCGCCCCAUCUAUUUGCCAUAGGCGCGGCGGCGCACGCAGCGCUGCCCUCGCCGCAGGUGGUGGUCAUCUCGGGCGAGUCGGGGUCGGGCAAGACGGAGUCGACGAAGCUGGUGAUGCAGUAUCUGGCGGCGGUGGUGCCGGGCGGCGGCAGUGCGUCCGCGGUGAUCACUGAGCAAAUACUGGAGGCGGCGCCGCUGCUGGAGGCGUUCGGCAAUGCGCGCACCGCGCGCAACGACAACAGCUCGCGGUUUGGGAAAUAUCUGGAGGUUUACUUCAAGAGCGGCGCCAUAGUGGGCGCCAAGAUCACACAGUAUCUGCUGGAGAAGUCGCGCAUCGUGACGCAAGCGCCCGGGGAGCGCAACUAUCACGUGUUCUACGAGAUGCUGGGCGGGCUGAGCGAGGCGGAGCGCGCCAAGUACGGACUGCUGGAGGCGGACAAGUAUUUCUACUUGAAUCAAGGGGCCACGGACUGCGCCAGCGGGCGCGUGGACUGGGCCUCGCUGCUGAGUGCGAUGCAGGUGCUGGGGGUGGCCGAGAGCGAGCGCGAGGGCAUUGUGCGCGUGCUGGCGGCGGUGCUGCAUCUGGGCAAUGUUUACUUCCAUCGCCGGCAGCUGCGGCACGGGCAGGAGGGCGUGGAGAUUGGCUCGGAUGCGGAGAUCAAGUGGGCGGCGCACUUGCUGCACAUCAGCGCCGAGGGGCUGCAGCGUGCGCUGACCUCGCGCAUCACCGAGGCGCGCGCCGAGCGGCUGCACACGCCGCUGGGCAUAGACCAGGCGCUGGACGCGCGCGACGCCUUCGCCAAGGCGCUCUACGCCGGCCUGUUCAACUGGCUGGUGUCGCGCAUCAACUCGAUAGUGCAGAAGGGCGGCACCCACGACGCCCACCGCAUCAGCAUCCUGGACAUCUUCGGCUUCGAGGACCUGGCCGAGAACAGCUUCGAGCAGCUGUGCAUCAACUACGCCAACGAGAAUCUCCAGCUCUACUUCAACAAGCACGUCUUCAAGCUGGAGCAGGCCGAGUACGCGCGCGAGCGUCUCGAGUGGACGCCGCUCGCCUGGGACGACAACCUGCCGGUGAUACAUCUGCUGGCCAAGAAGCCCGUGGGCAUUUGCCACCUGCUCGACGACGAGUCCAACUUUCCGCGCGCCACCGACCUGAGCUUCCUCGAGAAGUGUCACUACAAUCACGCGCUGAGCGAGCUGUACGCGCGUCCGCGCAUCGGGGCGCAGGAGUUCGGGAUCACGCACUAUGCCGGCCAGGUGUGGUACUGCGUCGAUGGGUUUCUGGACAAGAAUCGGGACGCGCUGCGCGGCGAUGUGCUGGAGCUGCUGAGCAGCUCGCGGCUGCAGCUGGUCGGCGAGCUGACCAAGCAGCUGCGCGCGCAACGCGACGCGGGCAAGACGCUGCCCAAGGGCAGCAACGGACGCUUCGUCACCAUGAAGCCGCGCACGCCCACAGUGGCCGCCAGAUUCGCGGACUCGCUGCAGCAGCUGCUGCAGUCGAUGGGGCGCUGCCAUCCCUGGUUCGUGCGCUGCAUCAAGCCGAACCAGGAGAAGCAGCCGCUGCGCAUGGACAUGCCGUGCGUGCUGCAGCAGCUGCGCUACCUGGGCAUGCUGGACACCAUCCAGAUCCGGCAGCGCGGCUAUCCCGUGCGCCUGCGUUUCCAGCACUUUGUCGAGCGCUAUCGCCAGCUCCUGGGCGCGCCCCUGACACGCGGCACGCCCUACCGCGAGCUCUGCCGCCUGCUGCUGGAGCAGCUGCCGCGCACCGGCGUCGAGGGUCCCGACUAUCAACUGGGCGCCACUCGCGUCUUUUUGCGCGAGGCGCUGCAUCGCGCGCUGGAGAGCGCGCGCACCGAGCGACUGCGUCUGGCCGCUUUACAUAUACAGCGCCAUGUGCGAUGUUGUGUGCGUCGCCAGCUUGGGCGACGUCGUGCCCGCCACCAGCUGCAGGCGCGUUGGCCGCCGCACGGCAGGCCAGCGCUUCGAGCAGCUGCGCGCCGGCGCGUUUGACGGCGCAGCGCGUUGUGGCGCGGCGUCGGGCGCGUCGCCAGCGCAGCAGCUUGGCACCGAGCAGGGCGGCGUUGGUAGGCGCGCGAGGCGGCCGCGCGUGCGCGUGAGGCGCGCCAGGCCAAGCAGGCGCAGCUGGAGCGCAGCAGUCAGCUCAGCUACCUGGACAUACCCGCCGAGCUGGCGUUCAUCUAUUCGAAGCUGCAGGGCUGGCAGCCGCCGCACACGGAUCGGCAGCUGGUCAAGGUGCUAGGCACGGUGCCGGGUCCGCCGCCGGCGGCUGCAGCGCCGCUGCCCGCGGAUCUGGCGCAGUUCAGCUUCGGCAAGUUCAGCAGCGUCUAUUGCAAUGGGCUGCGGCUGCAGCCGCGUCGCGAGCCCAUUGCGGCGCCGCUGCUUACGCGCGCCGCUUCGCGGGAUCAGGACUUUCAGGACUCGCUGGCUGUCUUCAAGCUGAUACUGCGCUGGACCAACGACAAGGCGCUGGAGUCGGAGGGCGCCAAGGAGAAGCUGCUCUCGGACUACAUUGUGCACAAGGCGCUCAGCUCGCGCGGCCUGCGCGACGAGAUUCUCGUCCAGCUCUGCAAUCAGCUGCAUGGCGCGGAGCCCGCCGCCGCCGCUCGCCUGUGGCAGCUGCUCAGUCAGUGCCUCUGCUGCUUCCAGCCCAGCGCCGCCUUCAGCAAAUAUCUGUUGAAGUUCGUUGGCGACGAAGCCUCCAGCUCGACGCCGCCCACGCGCCAGCUGCUCCAGCGGCAGCUGCUGCGCCAGCAGAGCAGCCACAGCGCUGCCGCCGCGCGCAGCUUUGUGCCCGCCUGGCUGGAGUGGCGCGCCUGCGCCCGCGGCUGCGACAUGGCACUGCCGCUGACGCUGCCCGACGAUGCGAGCCAAACCGUAGCCGUGGACUCCUGGACCAGCUGCGAGGAGGCCGCCGCCUUGGCCGUCUCCACGCUUGGGGUCGGCAGUCGCGGCUGGACGCUCGUCCUGGACGAUGGCCAGCAGCUCACCGAUAGCUGUGGCCUCGACUAUGUCAUGGACUUGAUUUCGGAGAAGGAGCUCUGUCCCGCUUUUCCCGCUCCGCGCAGCGAUCUGUUGCGCUCCGGCGGCAAAUUCCAGCGCACGCUGCUCCCGGAGGCGGUGAAGCGACCAGGAGUGCCGCCGCCAGCUCCACCCAGCGGCAGCGGCAGCAACACUAACACUAAGGAAGCUACAGCAGCUGCGAGCAGAUCUAUGGAGAACGCGAGCAACACUUUGGGCAGCAGCAGCAACAACAACAACAGCAAGGAGCGACGCAGCAGUCGGGAGCUGCUGUCGCGCAGCUCGGCGUUGAACGAGCGAUACUUUGAGCGAGCGACGGAGUCGCCCAUAACGCCCCAUCUGCUGCCCGGAACGCAGAGCAAGUCGCGCUCGAAGUCGCUGGACGAUUUGCUGGCCAGCAGCGAGCAGCUGCCGCAGCUGCUGCCGGACUCGGAUUCGCAGGAGUCGACGCUGCACACGCUGGCGCUGGGACUGUCCGAGAGCAGACUCAACGAUCGCUACCACAGCGCGGAGCGACUGGCGCCGAUGGGCAAGGAGACGGCGCCGCGCUACCAGAAGUCCCAGCACGCGGGCAGACGCAGCCAUGCGGCGUCCCAUGGGUCGGCGCACUCGAGCAAGUACAACAUGGACAAGUCGGAGUAUGCGACGCGCUCCUCCGCCAUGUCGGACACCAGCGAGGCGCCCUCGUUGGCCUCCCAUGUGCGCCGCGUGCGCGUCCCAUCCCAAGCCUCCGAUGUGGAUCAGUUUCUGGACGAUUUGUUCAGUCCCGUGCUCGACGGCUCGCUGGAUGAGCUGUCCGAUGCGCGCUCGCUGGCGGCCAGCAUAAGAGGCGGCGCCGCCUAUGACUGCGAGGAGCAGCUAGAGCAUGAUGAUGAUGAUGAUGAUCUGUGGGCGGAUGUGCCGCUGGAUGCGCAGCUAUGCAAGCUGAGCUCUGGCCAGGAGCUGCUGGUGGCCAUCAAGGGCGGCGGCAGCACCGAGCACAGCGCUGCGCCCGAUCCGCUGCUGCAGCAGCUCAUGGGCGGCGGCGGCGGGGGCGGUGAGUCCAAUGGCCCGGCCACGCCCCCAGCCACGCUCUAUCAGCAGCAGGUGCAACGCGCCUUUCUACAAUCGGCCAUGGCGCAGAAUCUGCAGAUCCAGCAGCAGUUGCUGGCCCAGAACCAAGCGCUGCAAACGCUGCUCAGCCAGCAGCAGCAGCAACAACAGCAGCAGCAGCAAUCGGUUGUGACAGCAGCAACUGUUGCUGUUGCCGCCGUGUCGUCGCCGCCGCCGCCGAUGCGCAUGAAGAGCACCAUGCUGACCACGACGACGACAACGCGCAGCAGCAGCAGCAGCUUGGUGCUGGAGUCCAGUGGGGGUCCGCCGGCGCCGCCACCUCCGCCGCCCAUGCCGCCACCACUGGAGGGCAAGGAUCCGUCGGAGACGCGUCACUUUCUCGAUCCGUAUGGACGCGCCAAGACCGUGCGCAUUGGCAAGUGGCGCUGGCCGCCGCCGCAGGGCGAGCCCCAGUUCCAGUCCGAGGAGGAUUUCUUUGCCUUCAAGUUGCGCCAGCAGCAGCGCAAGACGACGCCCCAGAGCAACGCCACGGCCACGGCCAUCGAGUGGGAGGAAUUCGAAAUCGAUUCGAACCGCACCACGCCCCCAGGAGGCGGCGGCGGCGGCGGCGGCGGCGGCAUCAGUUUGCCCGCUGUGCUGCUCAAGGCCAACGGCAUGCAGCAGCAGCAGCACCAGGAGCAGCACCACUCCCAAUCCCACUCCCAGUCCCAAUCCCAACAGCAGACCCAGCUGACCACCAUUAUUACCAGCAGCAGCAGCAGCAGCAAGCUGGCCAAGAAGAGCUUUGAAAUUGGCGCGGAUCGGCCGCCUCCGGGCAGCGUGGGCAAGCUGAAGCUCAGCUCCGAGAUGCGCCAGCGCCUGGAGCAGGUCACGGCCGGGCACUCGGUGCGCUCCACGGUAAGCAACAAGUCGGAGCAGCGUGCUCAGCCCGCCAAGCUCGAGGAUACGCGCAAGCUCAUGCUCCAGCAGCAGCUGGGCGGACUCUUUGCCAGCGUCAGUGCCGCCAAUCUGACCGAGACGCCCACGGUGCGCACCCAGAUCGAGCGCAUGGAGGGCAAACUGUCGCCGCCACCGGCACCACCCAGCGCCUGGCCAGGAGUGCUGCUGCCCCCAGCGCCCAAUGUGCCAGCUCCGCCGCCGCCCAUACGACCGCCCAGCAUGGCGCCACCCGCUCCGCCGCCAGCGCCACAAAGUCCACCCAUGCUCCAGCUACAGCUCCAGCAGCAGCAGCAACAAUCGCAGCAGCAACACGUCCUGGACGGUCUGGAGCGCGAGCGCGAGCGUGAGCCCGAGCCCGAUUAUCGCAAGGAGCAUGUGCCGGCGUUUAUCCAACGCCAGGAGCGGGACACGUUUGGCGCCAUGCGCCAGCAGCAGCAGCAGCAGCAGCAUCAGUUGCUCUCGUACCAGCAGCAGCAGCAGCAUCAGCAUCAGUUGUCGCUGCAUCAUCAUCAUCAACAGCAACAGGACUUGUGGGAGCAGGAGCUGCAGACGGAGCGCGAGCGCUCGCGCAGUCGCAGCCGCAGUCGCGAUCGCGAGGAUUACUCCGAGUCUGUGUGGGAUCGGGCCGAGGUCGAGGGUCCCGCCUCCACCGGCAGCGGCAGCGAAAAGGAGCGAGAGAAGCGCGAACGGGAGCGCGAGCGUCUCUACGAGCUGCGCCAGGUGGAGCGCGAGAAGGAGAGCCACAAGGUCUAUCAGCCAGCGCCGCCGCGCAUUAUUCAGGCGAGCAUGGACAACACGAUCAGCAAUGGGAACAGCCACAGCCACAGCAUGAGCAACAGCAGCAGCAGUGUGAAGCGGGAGCGGGAGCGCGAGCUGCCCUCGCCGGCGACAUUCCGGACGCACUUGGCGCAGAAGUACGAGCACGAGCGGAAGCGCAAGAGCAGCGCCAGCUCGGCGGGCAUGCGGGAGGAGCGUGAGGAGAGCAGCAGCAUGGCGGUGGCCGUGCCAGCGCCUGUGACGCCGGCGAGCGUAGCGGCCGCCGCUGCUGCAGUCGUCGGAGCUGGCGCCAGUGCCGUCGCUGGCUCCGUGGCUGGCAGCAGUGCCUGCUUGACCUACAAUCGCGUGCCCUGGAAGCUGCGCGUGCGCAAGGAAGUUUUCCAGCCGGCGGAGUCCAUUGGGCCGCCCAUUGCCUUGGACCUGCUGUUCGCCCAGGUGCUGAGCGACGUCUAUGGCGUUACGCCGUGUCUGCGGAUUACGCCGCAGGAGAAGAGCGCGGCGCUCAAUAUGCUGCAUGGUCACGGCGUCAGCGUCGACACUUUGGCCACGCGCGGCGGGCAGCAGGUGCGCGCGCUAGUCAAGCGCCAUCUUGUGGACAUGGCGCGCGACUGGCCGCUCUACUUUGCGCGCCUGUUCGCCGUCCAGGGCGCUCCGCUCUAUCCGGAUGUGUCCAUCAUGGGCGUCUCCCACAGCGGCCUCUACUUGGCGCGUCGCGAUGCGGACUAUCUGAUUGUGGUCCAGGCCAUAUCCUUUGCCGAGAUCCAGAACGCAGUGACGCUGCCGCGUCCGGCUGCGCUGCAGCUGAAUUUGCGCAGUGGCAAGCACUUGGCGUUGCAUGCAACACGCGCGGCCGCCAUCCAAACCAUGAUCACCACCUUUGUCCAGGAGUUCCGCAAGUCACAAUCAACGGCCUCGACGCUGUCCUCGGGCGCACGAGCUGCGGCGCAGACACUGAACGUGCCGCUGGAGCGUCUGGAGUCGCGCCAGACUCACAACCAGCGCAACGAGCACGCCCACUCCAAUGGCCAGUCCGAUGAGCAGCAGCUGGACUAUCAUCAUCAUCAGCAGCAGCAGCAGCAACAACAACAACAACAACAACAGCAGCAGCAGCAACAAUUGGACGAUGCUGUCGAGGAUCAGCUGCUGGAGCAGCGCUACAUGAAGCAGCAAAGCUAUUUGCACUCAACACGCAAAUCGAAUGCGGGACAACAUCAGUUGAACUCGCUGACCAACGGCAGCGGCUCACAGCAGCAGCAGCAACAGCAACAUACACAGCAGCAGCAGCAGCAACAUCACACACAGCAGCAGCAGCAACAACAACAGCAGCAACAUGACUUGGACGGCAGCUAUCUGCAGGAUGAAGGCGGCACUCCGCCCUCAGUUACCAAAUAUUCACUCCUGCAGUUCGCUAUGCAACAUUUCCGCAAUGAUCAACUGCGCGAUGCGGAUCGUCAGCAUGAGCGUCAUCAAUCCUCGUCGGCUGCCAAUCGCUCCUAUGCAGAGCUGGUGAAGUGGCAAGGACACGCCAUACGGCUGCCGCUGCUGCGUUUGCCCAACGAUCUGGCGCCUUUGGCCUUGGAGUGCUUCGAUUGCAUUUUGCGCUACUGCGGCGACAUUCCGCUCGAUCCGGAGCUGACCGAGGUCAAGUGCGUCUACACAGUGCUCAUGCAUUGCCACAAGUACUUGGCGCUGCGGGACGAGGUCUACUGCCAGCUGAUGAAGCAGACGACGGCGAAUCGGUCGCCGUGCCCGGACAGUUCGCAGCGUGCUUGGCGGCUGCUAAGCAUAUUGGCUGCCUACUUUGGCUGCUCGGACGCACUGCGUCCGUACUUGAUGGAGCAUCUGACAUCGGCCGCCUCGGAUCGCCGUCGCUCGUGCCAUGGCACCGCCGCCGUCUGUCUGACGAAUCUGCGCAAGACGGCGCGCUGCGGCGGACGCAAGAACGUGCCCAGCGUGGAGGAGGUGACGGCGGUGUCGGCGGGUCGCUCGGCCAGGCGGCAGAUCUAUCGGCUGCCGGGCGGCGCCGAGCGCGUGGUCAACACGCGCUGCUCCACCGUCGUGGCCGAUGUCAUCGCCGAGCUGUGCGCGCUGCUGGGCGUGGAGUCGGAGUCGGAGCAGCAGGAGUUCUCGCUGUACUGCAUUGUGCAGGGCGACGCGUUCACCAUGCCACUGGCCGCCGAUGAGUACAUACUGGACGUGACCACGGAGCUGCUCAAGUCGGGCCAGCCCUUCUACUUGAUAUUCUGCCGCUCCGUUUGGCAUUUUGCGCUGAAGCGCGAGCCGGCGCCCAUGCCGCUCUAUGUGGAGGUGCUGUUCAAUCAGGUGGCGCCCGACUAUCUGGAGGGCCUGCUGCUGGAGCUGCCCGGCAAUGGAGUGCCCAUGCCCGAGAUGGUGCGCGAUAUGGCGCGCAUUGCGGCGCUGCUGCAUCGCGCCGCCGACUUGAGCCAUGUGCCUGCAAUGAAGGAGAUUAAAUUCUUGCUGCCCAAGCCGGCGUUGGGCAUACGCGAACUGCGUCCCGCACAGUGGGUCGGUCUGGUGCAGUCCGCCUGGCCGCAGGUGGCGGCGCUCAGUCCCAGCCAGGUGAAGGCGCAGUUCCUCAACGUGCUCUCCGCCUGGCCGCUCUUCGGCAGCAGCUUCUUUGCAGUGAAACGCAUUUGGGCCGAGGAGACGGGCCCGCAUGUGGAGGACAAUCACAGUCCGAUGUGGCGUGAUCUGAUAUUGGCGCUGAAUAAACGCGGUGUGCUAUUCCUCGAUCCAAAUACGCACGAGACGCUGCAGCACUGGAGCUUCAUGGAGGUCAUAUCCACGCGCAAGGUGCGCUCUGAGGACGGCGCCCUCUUUCUGGACAUGAAAGUGGGUAAUCUGAUGCAGCAGCGCGUCAUACGCGUCCAAACGGAGCAGGCGCAUGAAAUCUCGCGGCUGGUGCGGCAAUACAUCACCAUGGCCCAGAUCAGUCAACGCGACAAGCGUGAGCUCAACUAAGUUGCAACGAAUAUAUCUUAUUCAGUUUUUUUUUUUUGCUUAGCUGUUAAGUCAUAUAUAUCUACCUACCUUAUCGUAUUUAUAAAGUAUUUCCCCCUAUUGUCUAAAAUGUUUGAUUCCAAUCCAAACUUUGUCAAUGCCCCGUAGGCCAUAAUACUACUGCGUCUUCAACUCUAAACAAUUCGUAUUGUUAUUUUAAGCAACAACAUCAACAACAACAACAAAUGUGCAAUCACAAACUGCAAUUUAAAUCUACAUG
Molecule: messenger RNA, 9896 nt
Organism: Drosophila busckii
Lineage: Eukaryota; Metazoa; Arthropoda; Insecta; Diptera; Drosophilidae
Gene: Myo10A
Product: unconventional myosin-XV
Cellular component (GO): cytoskeleton; myosin complex
Molecular function (GO): ATP binding; cytoskeletal motor activity
Source: RefSeq, a predicted model, not a curated record